Boeremia exigua is the source of this 584-nucleotide messenger RNA. RefSeq lists its product as uncharacterized. The transcript has 2 exons. NCBI's taxonomy places the organism in Eukaryota, Fungi, Ascomycota, Dothideomycetes, Pleosporales, Didymellaceae. The coding region runs from base 228 to 512 and encodes 94 amino acids. The record is from RefSeq and is a predicted model, not a curated record.
GCUUUAUUCGUGCUGUUUCUGAUCAAACGGCGUGCCGAGGAUCGUGAGGCCUUUAAGGGUUCCAGCCAUUCGUCUGCUAUAAAGCGAUCGCUGGCCCCCUCGAAGUAGUAAAAAUCAUCAAGCUUCAAUUACUCAAGCCAUUCAAGUACCAUCAGUACACACUCCAAGACGAGAUCGACACCAAAGAACUAUCUUCAUACAAACCGAGAACCACUCUUGACAUCAUCAUGCCUUCUCUUCCAUUCAGCGCUUCGUCGUCGCCAUCUUCUUCUCCCAUCUCAUCGUCGGCGCCCUCGAUAGUUCUUCAUCCCUCAUCGGGCACUUCAUCAAAGAAGUCACUUCAUACCUCGAAAGAGGACGCUGCGGACGCAUACCGCAACCGCUACGCGCAAUAUCUUGCGUCGACAUUUAAUAUGUCGAUACAGGCUGCGCUGGCCGAAGCCGACAACAUCUUGGCUCCUCAGCGUCGCUCUUCGAGUAUUUCUGAAGCGGAGUCGUUACGCGAGAUUUGAGGUGGAGACGGCAGAUCGACUUUUUCAACCUUACGACUUUACGAAUCUGCAUGGAUGGGUAAUAAUCAGCAU